CGGCUCAAUCGCAAAUGGCUGAAUUUAUGAACAUAACUUCUCAAGAAUUUGAAGAUAUGGUUAAUGACUGUAUAAAAGAGGCCGAAACUUUUCGCACUUACUCGAAAAUACAUCUUAUUUAUGCUCAAAAGAUUGUUCCAUCAAUCUCUGUGUAG
This is a messenger RNA of Racocetra persica, 155 nucleotides long. The record is from the annotation of a GenBank genome assembly. Lineage: Eukaryota; Fungi; Glomeromycota; Glomeromycetes; Diversisporales; Gigasporaceae.